UCGUCACCAGCCAGGUCCUGGAACCUUAUCACCAAAUCCUCACAUCAUGGCGGCCGCGCUCUUCUCCACCUCGCUCUCGCCCCGCUUCCUCGCCCUAUCCUCUCCGAAGCCGGCCGCGCCCGCGGCCUCGGCCUUCCUCCCCUUCACGCUGCCGCUGCGCGCUGUGUCGGCGCCGGCGCCAGCGAGGCGGGUCUUCGAGCCCGUAGCCGUCGCGGUGUCGUCGGAGUACGGGACCGAGGGCGCGGAGCAGCAGGACGGGGAGUUCUCCGAGGACCUCAAGCUGUUCGUCGGUAACCUGCCGUUCAGCGUCGACAGUGCGCAGCUGGCCGGGCUCUUCGAGCAGGCUGGCUCCGUCGAGAUGGUCGAGGUUGUAUACGAUAGAAUGACUGGGCGGAGUCGUGGAUUUGGAUUCGUGACAAUGUCUUCAGCUGAAGAAGCCGGGGCUGCUGUCGAGCAAUUCAACGGUUAUACAUUUCAAGGAAGACCUCUGAGGGUGAACUGCGGGCCACCGCCACCUAGAGAUGGAUCCGCACCAAGAGCACCAAGGGGUGGUGGUGGUGGUGGCGGCGGCGGCAGCUUUGUCGAUUCAGGGAACAAGGUAUACGUGGGGAACCUUGCAUGGGGCGUUGACAACUCGACUCUGGAGAACCUAUUCAGUGAGCAAGGACAGGUGCUGGAUGCUAAGGUCAUCUACGACAGGGAUAGCGGCAGGUCAAGGGGGUUUGGUUUCGUCACCUAUGGCUCUGCCGAGGAGGUCAACAAUGCCAUAUCAAACCUUGAUGGCAUCGACUUGGAUGGUAGACAGAUCCGAGUCACGGUUGCAGAAUCAAAGCCCAGGCGUGAAUUUUGAGAUUUUGUUAAGGUGGUUUAGAGGUCAAUAGCGUGUGUUCACAAGUUCUAGUUUGUAGCGUCUAUUCUUUCUUCCGUAUGAGUAACAAGAUGCUGAAUUGCUGAUAAUGAGAGACUAGAAGUGAAACUGCUGUCCACAGGAAGAUAUUUUUCCCAACCCUUCUA
Zea mays is the source of this 1014-nucleotide messenger RNA. RefSeq lists its product as uncharacterized. The coding region runs from base 47 to 850 and encodes 267 amino acids. Gene Ontology annotation, cellular component: chloroplast thylakoid membrane. Gene Ontology annotation, biological process: chloroplast rRNA processing. Gene Ontology annotation, molecular function: mRNA binding. The transcript is spliced from 4 exons. The record is from RefSeq and is marked validated. Lineage: Eukaryota; Viridiplantae; Streptophyta; Magnoliopsida; Poales; Poaceae.